Molecule: messenger RNA, 3124 nt
Organism: Daldinia vernicosa
Lineage: Eukaryota; Fungi; Ascomycota; Sordariomycetes; Xylariales; Hypoxylaceae
Product: SAPS-domain-containing protein
Exons: 3
Coding region: 127-2946 (939 amino acids)
Cellular component (GO): nucleus; cytosol
Molecular function (GO): protein phosphatase binding; protein phosphatase regulator activity
Source: RefSeq, a predicted model, not a curated record
CCUGUACCCGCCGUUUAUCUGCACUCGCAUUCAUUUCGACACGCGUACCUCUACUCUUCCCUGUCCGGUGCCGGUGCAGCCCUGCCGGCGCAGUGACAUAGGGCGUCGCCCCCAUUACGAAUCGACAUGUUCUGGAGAUUUGGCGGUUACGCCAACAUCUCGACUAUCGAUACCAUUCUCGAUAAGCCUGACUUCCAACUCGAAGAUUUGCUUGAUGAGAGCGACCUAAUCCAGGAGCUGAAACAGCACAAUACCAAGCUCAUUGAGUAUUUACGCGAGUCUAAGGUACUCGAGAAGCUCCUGGAAUAUGUUAUCACACCGAAGCUUGAACCUGUAGAAGCCCCCGAAGAGGAAGCCAACGAGGAUGAAAAGAAGGGCAAGUCUAGGGCCCUAUCUUUCGGCCGCCCGCGUGCCUCAUCGAGAACAACUAGUGAUGGAGCUGAGGAGGAUGAGGCUGAGAAGAAGAGGAACAGAUAUGCUUAUGUUGCCGCCGAAGUCCUGUCCUCCGAUAAUUGGUCCAUCUAUGAAGCUCUGAUGGAAAGCCACCAACUUCUACGCAACUUUUGGAAUUUCCUCAAAAAUCCGUCUCCCUUAGAUCCUCUUCAGGCGAGUUAUUUUACUAAGGUUAACGAGGCCUUGUUCGAUAAGAAGACGGAGGAAAUGUUGGAUCUCUUAAAGUCUCUCGACGAUGCGGUCCCCAACAUGCUACGUCACGUUGACUGUCCUAUGAUAAUGGAUCUCCUGCUUAAGAUCAUUAGCCUUGAGAGAAUAGAGAACGGCCAAGGUAUAGUUGAGUGGCUUUACGGCAAAGAUGUCAUGCCAACGUUGCUCUCAUUCCUUGGGCCGGAGCACAGUCCCGCUACGCAGACAUCUGCCGGCGACUUCAUCAAGGCUAUCAUCACUGUCUCCGCCAAUGCCUCGCAGAACGAGCAGGCCUGCAUCGGUCCGAAUGAGCUUACACGCCAGCUAGUGUCCAAGCCUUGUGUCCAGAAGCUAAUUGGAUACAUGCUUGACGGUGGGAAUCCCCUUACUGUUGGCGUUGGAAUUGUCAUUGAGGUCAUUCGCAAGAACAAUUCUGAUUAUGAUCCGGAUGUUGGUCCCGAUUCAAAUGCCUUGCCCUCUAGUCGCGACCCUAUCUAUCUAGGUACUUUGCUUCGGCUCUUCGCCGACCACGUCCCUGCCUUUAUGACAAAAAUUCUCAAUGCCCCGGCCUCUUCCCAAAGGCAGCAGUUAGAUUCUACCUUUGGAGAGAAGAUCGAGCCUCUCGGUUUUGAUCGGUUCAAGACCUGUGAGCUCAUGGCCGAACUCCUCCAUUGUAGCAACAUGGCGCUGCUCAACGAAGUUGGUUCGGAGCAAGUAAUCGCGCUUCGAGACGAAGAACGCCAGCGACUACGAGUCGAGGGCCGACUUGUAACAAAUCGUGGCGAGGAGAUGCAAUCGUCGGAGGAUCUGACUAUGAGGAUGCGCCACUCCUCUCCAGAUGAUGCUCGCCGCUUAGAGAUCACAAACGCUUCCGAUGAUGACGGAUUUGAGGAAGUUACUCCAUUAGGUGAAAUGACUGAGGAUACAUCGCAUGAAUUUGUCAAGGCCGAGGACGAAAUUCCUACCGGACAAGUCUCGUCAUUUCUCGAUAGAGAAGAUGACGAUUUCGUGGAAGAGCCUCUUAGCUCUCCAAGGCUAAACGUCCAUGAUGGUAAACUCAAUGAGCAACAAUUCGAAAAUCCUGAGCUCAUGGUUGCGCCUCUCUCCCCGAAGAAACCGAUCGCUACUCAGAAGCCAGUGCAAGAACAGAGUGAUGUUCCCACAGCCAAUCCGCAGCCGUCACAGGUGUCCCAACCGAGCACUGAGCAGCACCAGGCAAAGGCACCAGAUCAAAAGCAUGGCGAUGGACCUUCUAUGCCAGUUGACGUUCAGACACCACAGUUACAAGAUGUGCCCAAAGAGUCUCCUGGAAGCAAACCCGAGGCCACAGAAAAUCCUACUACCUCGGUAGUUCAGACAGGAGAGAAGUCUGUUGUGAACGAGGCGCCUAUAGAAAACGAGCCGAGUGUAGUUCCUCGCGAACCUUUACAACCAGAACCCGAAAGUGCGGGCAGCAUCCCCACUGUUCAAGCUCAUCAACCCGAGUUGGAUUUAUCUGGAAAUAUAGAACAGCGUCUUGAGCCAGUUGUCGGCGAUUACCUCAAAAUGCAAUUUGUGGAACAUGAGGUUGUGCCAACGAUACUAUCCUUCUUUUUCAAAUAUCCCUGGAAUAACUUUCUCCAUAACGUUGUUUACGACAUCGUCCAGCAAGUAUUCAAUGGCCCUAUGGAUCGUGGCUAUAACCCUACUCUAGCAAUCUCAUUAUUCGAAGCCGCUGAUAUUACCAACGCUAUCAUUAACGGCCAAAAAUCCAGCGAGCAGUCCCAAGCUCGAAAUAAGACCCGGAUGGGUUAUAUGGGUCAUCUGACGCUUAUUGCUGAAGAGGUGGUAAAAUUCGCGGAACGGAAUCCACCAGAGCUCCUUUCGGAGCUUGUCUUGGAUCGUGUCAUGAGCCAGGAUUGGAUUAUGUAUGUUGAGGGAGCCCUCGCAGAAACAAGAGAGAGGGACAAUGCUAUCCUUGGGGGAGUUAGGCCCGAAGUUGCUAUGAGCAACAGGACGCAGAUGGGUGGCAAUAGUCUAGGUGGUAUGGGCUUGUCAAGCCUGGGACUUGGUGGCGCACAGGGUGGUGGCUCCAACGCGCUUGCUGAGGCUGGGUUGAAUGGCACUGGGGGUAGUAUGGAAAUACAGGAUAAUGGCAGCGGAAGCAGCAUCGGACCUUUCAGUAUAAGCUCUGGCUUGUUAUCGGGAUCCGGCUUCGGCAGCUCAAGUGACGAAGAAGAAGACGAAGCAGAAGAUAAUGAAGAGGAUGUUAAUAACGAGGUAACUUGUCCCAGGCGCGAUACGACUAUCUCUGGUUUCUUAUGACGUAUCUCACCUCAACAGCAUACGUACAAAAACGAUUAUAUUAUUGAGUUAAACACAUUUACUGAUAGUUCAAUAGUUUCGCGCGUACACAGAUUCAUUGAAUGCGGCUUCGACAUCAAUGGAUCCCCCUUCUGUUCCACCUCCACCUCCACCACCGCCGCCACUAAACAUUCCUCCA